Molecule: messenger RNA, 972 nt
Organism: Vidua chalybeata
Lineage: Eukaryota; Metazoa; Chordata; Aves; Passeriformes; Viduidae
Gene: C15H5orf47
Product: chromosome 15 C5orf47 homolog
Exons: 5
Coding region: 332-910 (192 amino acids)
Source: RefSeq, a predicted model, not a curated record
UUAUUAUUUCUAAUUUGCAACCCUGUGCAAACUGAACUCUGGGAAGUAAUCUGGAGCAGUAUUUUAGUGACAAAGACAACAUCAGUGGGACUUGACGUAAAUUCUUCCCUGUGAGGGUGGGCAGGCCCUGGCACAGGGUGCCCAGAGAAGCUGUGGCUGCCCCUGGAUCCCUGGAAGUGUUCAAGGCCAGGCUGGAUGGGGCUUGGAACAACCUGGGAUAAUGGGAGGUGUCCCUGCACAUGGCAGGGAAUGGAACUGGAUGGCGUUUAAGGUCUUUUCCAACCCAAACCAUUCCAUGAUUCUAUGACUUGAGCUCUUCAGUGGUUUGAGAAUGCCAGUUGUCACUGUCAUAUCCAGCAAAACCCAUGGCUGCAAUGGGACACCGAGCACCUGCGUGAGCUGGCCUGUCCCGCCAGGCAUCCUGUCAGUGUCACGCAUCUGUUGCUGCCUGAAGGACAAAAAGGUAUUUGAUGUUUCAUUAUUGUUCAGCACGUGGCUGGAGCGGGUGCACUGCUUGGAGAGGAAAUCCUUGUAUCAGUGCAGGCACUGCAGCAGCACCUGCACCAAAGGGAUGCCAGGGUUCCCCUGCUGUAGAGACACACAAGACAUCAAACAACCUUCUGCCCGGAGUCCCCUUACCACUGGUGACCCUCGAGAGGCUAAGGCUGACAUCUUUGACUUUCCCAUCCCUUCAAGAAACGUUGAUAAAGCCAUUAAACGAAAGAAGAAAAAGUCCAAAGUCUGGCACAAGGUCUGGAAAGUGAUUUCAAAAAUGCUUGAGGAAAAUGAAAGGCUCAGAAGUCGACUGUUGAUCUGCAGGCAGUUUGAUGGAGAAGGCUCUGACAGGAUCCAGAGGUCACAGAAUGGGGCAUACUUGGACAUGGAUGAGUCCAUCUUUGGCUGGGUGUAGCAAGGAAAUAAAAGAAGAUUCAGCCCUAAAGGAAAUACAAACAAAAUGAAAGCUGUUAUUUU